Molecule: messenger RNA, 1302 nt
Organism: Vitis riparia (riverbank grape)
Lineage: Eukaryota; Viridiplantae; Streptophyta; Magnoliopsida; Vitales; Vitaceae
Product: protein FLOURY 1-like
Exons: 1
Coding region: 102-1061 (319 amino acids)
Source: RefSeq, a predicted model, not a curated record
UGUGCAUGCCCACUGGAGAGAAGUAGAACAGUGGCACAUAGAGAAGCUUGAAUGAAAACUUCUUCUAUCUUCAGUGAAAUUCAAAGAUUUUAGAUUAUUUGAUGUAUGCUCCUUAUACCCACAUGCAGAUUCUGUUUUACUUUUGUUUGUUACUGAUAUUUGGCUCUGUUCUUCAUUUCUAUAAGAGGUUUUUGCACAUUUUUCUGGGGUUUCUGAUGAUCGAUUGCGCUCCAUUUUUUAAGUUCUUGUGUCAAUACAGUGGGUUUGGAUGUUGGUUUUUGGUAUUUGGGCGUUUCCCACAGGUUUGUAAUCAUUUAGGACUGUUCUUGAUGCUUGGCCUGGGGUUCAAGGUUUUGCCAUGUGUGCAUCGUUUCAAGAGUUUGAUUCAAAUUUUCCGUGAAUUUGGAGCAAAGUCGAGUGUUCUGAAAAAUGGGUUCAAUUCAAGAAGUGGUAUUGAUGAAGUUUGUGGAACUAACGUUUUGUCCUGCAAGUGGGGUGCAUUGAAACUCUUGAUGAAUUCAAACCCACCAAGAAUUGACAAUUUUGUGGAGAACAAAGUUCUUGUAGAGGAUGUUUCAGAGGAAAUUGAUGAUGAUGGUGGUGGUGAAGAAAAAGAAUGUUAUGUUGAAGAUGAUGAAAUCGAUGUAAUAGAAUUGAGGAAAUUGAUCAAACUUGAGCGGAACAGAGCAAAUGCCGCAGUUUUGGAGCUUGAAAAGGAAAGGGUGGCAGCUGCAUCUGCAGUAGAGGAGUUAAUGGCAAAGAUCUUAUGCCUCAAAAAUGAGAAGAACUCAAUUGAAAUUCAAUCCAAUCAAAACCGUAGAUUGGCUGAACUGAAGCAGCAAUAUGAUGAUGAAGUAAUUCGGUAUUUGAAGUGGAUUAUAAUGAACUUAGAAGAUCAAUUAGAGUUUUGUGGGGAAAAAUUGGAUUCACAUGGGAAAGAUAAUGAGAUGGAUCAGUAUGGAGGUGAUGCAGAUGCAAGUUAUAUCAGGUCAAGAGUCAAAGAUGGUCGUGAUGAUGUACUAAUUAGCUCACUUGAGAGGCAUUCAUCUGCACCACUGUAAGUUCUCAAGGUUUUAUAUAUUAAUACAGUGAGGAGCUUGUAUUCCACUUUUACUUAGUUAUAACCCAAGUGAACACAGCCAUUUGAAAUUAGAGAUAUAUAGCUCAACGGUGUAGCUUGAUUUGUAUCCAUGUAAUUCCUGUAAAUUCAUAUUGCCAUGGAAGCAUUUCAUAUGAAACAAUUAAUAGGAACUAACAAAGACAGGCUGUGUUAUCUGAAAUUGCAGUGUUCCUUUUGUCUGA